Messenger RNA from Xyrauchen texanus (razorback sucker), 4497 nucleotides. It is a transcript of the gene flot2b, whose product is annotated as flotillin 2b. Gene Ontology annotation, cellular component: plasma membrane. Lineage: Eukaryota; Metazoa; Chordata; Actinopteri; Cypriniformes; Catostomidae. Gene Ontology annotation, biological process: protein localization to plasma membrane; regulation of myoblast differentiation. The transcript is spliced from 11 exons. The coding region runs from base 150 to 1436 and encodes 428 amino acids. The record is from RefSeq and is a predicted model, not a curated record.
GGUUGCCUGUGUUGCCUGUGUUGACAAACAUUUAUUCUCUUACUAGGGCGGUGGGCUCUUAAAAGGCCACUAGACAAACUGGUACAGAUUGUUUGACGAUAUAUAAAUUAAUAAGAAAGGAAGUAUUGUUAUUGUAUUUUAAUGCAAGUAUGGGUUGCUGCUUGACUGUUGGACCAAACGAAGCGCUCGUUGUAUCAGGUGCCUGUUGUGGGGCUGAUGAAAAGACGUAUGUGGUGGGAGGAUGGGCGUGGGCAUGGUGGCUUAUAUCCAACACUCAAAGAAUUACACUAGAAAUUAUGACAUUACAGCCAAAGUGUGAAGAUGUGGAGACAGCAGAAGGAGUUGCCAUCACAGUUACAGGCGUCGCUCAAGUCAAGGUUAUGACUGACCAUGACUUGCUGGCUGUUGCCUGUGAGCAGUUUCUGGGAAAGUCUGUCAUGGAAAUCAAGGCUGUGGUCCUGCAAACCCUGGAGGGACAUUUACGUUCUAUCUUAGGAACCUUAACAGUGGAGCAGAUCUACCAGGACAGAGAUCAGUUUGCCCAGCUAGUGAGGGAAGUUGCAGCUCCUGAUGUGGGUCGAAUGGGCAUUGAGAUCCUCAGCUUCACUAUUAAAGAUGUAUAUGAUAAGCUGGACUACCUGAGCUCUCUUGGGAAGACGCAAACGGCUGCUGUCCAAAGGGACGCGAGCAUCGGAGUGGCCGAGGCAGAGAGAGAUGCAGGGAUUAGAGAAGCUGAAAUGAAGAAAGAAAUGAUGGACGUCAAGUUCUUGGCAGACACUAAAAUGGCUGACUCCAAGAGAGAGUUGGAGCUGCAGAAAGCUGAUUUCAAUCAAGAAGUGAACACCAAGAAAGCCGAGGCACAGCUGGCCUAUGAACUGCAGGCAGCUAAAGAGCAGCAGAAGAUCCGAUUGGAGGAGAUUGAGAUUGAGGUGGUACAAAGAAAAAAGCUGAUCACUAUUGAGGAGAAAGAGAUUGAAAGGACAGAGAUGGAGCUGGUCGCUACAGUUAAGCGCCCUGCUGAGGCGGAGGCCUACAAAAUGCAGCAGCUGGCUGAAGGACAGAAGUUGAAGAAAGUUCUGAUUGCUCAGGCAGAGGCAGAGAAGAUCAGGAAGAUUGGAGAGGCCGAGGCCAUCUCUAUCUCAUCUGUGGGAAAAGCUGAGGCAGAAAGAAUGAGGCUGAAGGCAGAGGCCUACCAGCAGUACGGAGAUGCUGCCAAGACUGCACUUGUCCUAGAAGCACUGCCCAAGAUCGCUGCCAAAGUGUCUGCUCCUCUGGCCAAGACCAAUGAGAUUGUUAUUCUGAGUGGGGAGGGCAGUCGUGUGACUGGGGAGGUGAACAGGCUCCUAGCCGAGUUGCCUGUGUCCAUUAAUGCACUUACAGGUGUUGACCUGUCCAAGAUCCCUCUGUUGCAGAAGUUGACAGAUGCUCAAGCAUGAAGCCAUUAAGUUCCGCCUCCUCCAUGAUAUGUUGUAUGCACUCACUGAAACUGCCUUUAGACUACUUGGAAGAUCCUCUUUUUGUUUUUCUUUCUUUUCUUUUCUUUUCUUUUUUUAUAAAAUGGAAAAACAAAACAAAAACCAAACAGGUAGAUUUUUGAAACCUCUGGUGCCUUAAUGUUUUAUAGGACCAGAAUAUCUGCAUGCACUGUUACUCCCACAUUCCACAAUUCCUAUUUUAUUUCACAUCAUUUGGAAUCAUGUCACAUAUAUGUCUUUUUUUUGUUUCACUUUAUUGUGUCAUCAUGCUAAAUUAUCAUUUUAAACAAUUACAACACAACAUUUAUAUACUAUAUUUUUCAUCUUAACACUACAGUAACACUUGAUAUGGUAAGUCAGCUUUAGAUUACAAUCAAAUCUUUUUUGUCUGUCCAAACUCUAUCAUUGUUUUUUAAUUGGUUGUAGGCCAUAUAUCUAGCUACUUUGCAGAUCCUGCUAUAAUUUUUAACAUUCAGGAAGCCAUUGACCUUGUAGGUUGUAGAGUAGCGAGUAGCAUUUUAAUGUACUACUGAGCUUUGUGGCAAUAGCAUUGCCUAAUUAUCAGUGUCAUAUUACCGUGCGUUUCCACUGGCACGUUGUGAGCUGAGCGUGCAUUUUCAAUUUAUUCAUAUGUUAGCCGAGCACCACGCUCACGAGGUGGAUUGUGGGAUUGACAGUGGUGUGGAGCAAGCUGUUUCCUGCCGUGUGCUGCGUCUGAAACUGCAGUACGUACUGUCACAGUAUGUACUGUAUUUGAUGAAGGAUGCACUUCUCGGCUGGCAAAACAGUACAUACUUUAAGGAGUAGUAUGAAUAGAUUUCAGACAUACUUCAUCCGGGGUUGUUGGCAUUGUCUUGUGACCCGAAUAUGUGACGUAAUAACAACAAUCACGAAAACUAUAUGUUUUGUUUUUUUUUUCUCCCCAAUUUGGAAUGGCCAAUUCCCAAUGCGCUCUAAGUCCUUGUGGUGGCGUAGUGACUCGCCUCAAUCUGGGUGGAGGAAUUUUAGUUGCCUCCGCAUCUGAGACAGUCAAUCCGCGCAUCUUAUCACAUGGCUUGUUGACCGCAUUACCACAGAGACCUAGCGCGCGGGAGGCUCACACUAUUCUCCACGGCAUCCACACACAACUCGCCACGCGCACCACCGAGAGUGAGAACCACACAUUAUAACGACCACGAGGAGGUUUACCCCAUGUGACUCUACCCUCCCAUGCAACCGUUCCAAUUGGUUGCUUAGGAAGCCUGACUGGAGUCAGUCAGCACACCUUGGAUUCGAACUUGUGACUCCAGGUGUGGUAGUCAGCGUCUUUACUCACUGAGCUACCCAUGCCUCCUUUGAUUUGGAUACCUCCUUUGAUUGUGCAAACAGUGUUGAUUUAUUACACUUUUACUUACCCAGCCACAAUGAAUGUAAUGAAGUAGACUUCAUCCCUUGAAACGUCUUUGAAGUCAGAAAUAAACAAAAAUGAUGUGAUGAAAGCACUGAAUCCAGCAGAAUCUCCAGCAUUAAAGGCAUAUUUUAAAGCGCUUAUGACAGACGUCACUACAUCAGCUCACAGCGAUUGACUGCCACACGGCAUUUUCCGCUUCUUAUUUCCAUAAAGAAUUCAUAUUACCGCCCUCAACACUUUUUGCAUGGCACUGUCAAUCGCACAAUCCACAUCAAGAGCAUGGAGCUCGACUUCCAUAGGACUGCAUUGAAAACUUGGCUCACAACGCGCCAGUGGAAACGAACAGUCAGAGUCAGCCGGGCACUCUUACUUUUAAAUGUUACAGGCACAUACAUGGAUAUGUCCAUUUUAGCUACUGAUUUUUGUGUACAUUUUCUGAGCUCAUCAAUAGUUCGGAUUACUUUUUGGCACUAUUUAUGCCUGUACAUUUUUAUAAUAUUGGAUUGUAUAUGUGUUUAGUUUUGUUUAAUUUAUAAUCAUCUUUUUGACUAUUGAAGGACAAAAUUUGUUUAGUCAAUUUUGAGCAUGAAGAUUAAAGACUUUAUUUAAAAUGUAGUUAUGAUGAGAUUUAUAAUUUGUUGUUAGCAGACGCUGACAUGGCUGUCUGGAUACCCGGAUAUUCAAUGCUGUUGGUAAAGUUUCAUGUUAACAGAGUUGAGCCAUUUUUAAGAUAGUUUUGUAUCGUUGAUAACAGCCAUACAUUGCGAAUUCUUUCUAGAAUAUUAACACAAGUUACACUAGAUACUGUAAUUGUGAAUAUCUGAGAAAUCAAAUCACCUUUUAUGGACCAUACCGUCCUGUGCUGUGGUAGUUCAUCUAGUUUGUGUACUUCUUUGUCACUGUGAAAGCUACAUUACCUCGUUUUUUCUGUUUUGGCCAAGAGUGAGUGGCAGUUUGCAGUAGAGAUUUCUAUAUGUUUGUACCUUUAUUCUGCUGUGUUUAGUAGUGCUGUGAAAGAUUUCUCACACUAAUGAAAACACCAAAUGAUAAAGCUAAGAGAUCACACUCCUGUUUGGGAAAUAAAGAACAAGUGCAUAGUUGUAAACAGUUGUUUUCAUUUGCUUCAGAACAAUGAUUCAUUGUUUAAUUAUGUAUUUUUUGCAUGAACAAUAUGCCCUGACUUUUGUAUUCUCACUGAAACCGGUUCAAUAAUGAGUUAACACAAUUUAGCUUUUUUUGUUAAUUAUUUGAAAUACCAGUACUGUACCUCUUAACGCUAUUUUGAGGAUUAUGUUAUGUUUGCUUAAAAAAUGUUUCAGCCAUGCCAUAUUUAACCAUUUAGCAUUGUUAGAGUAUCAGAGACUGUUCAGUUUAUGUGCUUUGUAUGGCAUUGCUAAUGAGAUGCACUGUAUAACUGUGUAUUGGAUAAACACUAUAGGAAUCUUAAAACUGUAUGGCAGGAUAAAGGUGAGAUGUGCUUUUGCUUCAGUGGGUUAAAUAACAUACAAACUAACCCAAAAUAUGCUAUUGACAAUACGGGGAGAAUUUGGUAGUUUUAUACAUACUCUUUACACUGAUUUAAAUAAGCAUGUUUAUGGUGCAUGUAUUUCCAAAUGUAAUAAAUUUAAUGUG